Zootermopsis nevadensis is the source of this 1395-nucleotide messenger RNA. RefSeq lists its product as uncharacterized. Gene Ontology annotation, molecular function: protein binding. NCBI's taxonomy places the organism in Eukaryota, Metazoa, Arthropoda, Insecta, Blattodea, Termopsidae. The record is from RefSeq and is a predicted model, not a curated record.
GAAAUAUGACCAUAAAGCCAUAUUAAGAAUAACUGGCAGUCUGAACAUGCCUCCAAAAUUGGAUGCACUUUGAUUUUCUGCCAGUAACCAUCUAUUUUAAGCACACUGGGAUUUUAUAACAUCUGUGCAGCAAUAUAAUUGUAGCGUAAACAGUUGACAUUUAGUGGACAAAUAAUGCCUCUGACAAUAACAGCUUCAGCAAAUACUCAAGACAAACACUUAAGUGAAAUUUAUGCACUAAUAUUCCAUAAUGAAAAACUCUACAGUGCUGCUGUAGAUGGGAAAAUAAAGGUAUGGCAUCCAAGUCUUCAACUGGAAACUGAAUUUCAAGCCCAUGAAUCAGCAAUUUAUCAUAUUGCUGCAAUGAAGAACACCUUAUAUUCCUGUUCCAAUGAUGGAACAAUUCAAGCUUGGAGUAUUGACUCACUGAAACAUAUGAAAACAUUAUUACAGUCAUCUGAAGAAGAAAUCUUACGUCUUUAUGUUAUUGAUGGAAGACUAUAUUCAGGAAAUGACAAAGGCAUUCUGUCUUUUUGGGAAAAUGACACACUAAUUUGUCAAUUUAAUAUGGUGGAAGAAAUACGUGAUUUCUCAGUUGCUGACAAAUUUAUAUAUACUGUGAGAGACAGGGAUGUGUGCAUCAACGAGCUCUUGCCUGGUGACAGAGGAAGAUAUGUAACACGAAUUACUCUGGAAGGAAGCAGCCCAUUAUGUAUUGUUGGAAAUAAGUUAUGUUUUGCAACUCGAUCAGGCAACAAUAUCUGCAUUCAUGACAACAGCAAAGCAAGCAACUUCAAAAAACUUGGUCAGAUACAGGCACAUGAGCUGAUUCUGAAUGCUGUAUGUGGUUUUGAAGAUUCUACUUUAUUCAGUGGUGGCUAUGAUGGGAAGAUAAAACAGUGGAACCUGGACACAUUGGAGUGUGUGAGCACAUGUGAAGUAGGUUUUUGUAUCAAUUCUAUUUGCAUUGGAUCUAAAGGGCAGGUGUAUGUAGCAGGGGAUAAUGGAUUUCUCAACAGACUUGAUAACAAGUAAUCAGAAGACAUCAAGAAAAUGGAUUAAUGAAUAAUAUGCACUUUGGCUGAAUUAAACAAUAUGUGUAAGUUCCAGAAACUAAAAAUGCUACUGUAUUGUUAUUUAAUACUUUUCCUGGCAUACAUAGAGAAAUACAAAUAAAACCUACUUCAAGAGAUUAUUUAAAUAUUUCAAAUUUCAAAAUAAAUGUCCAUUUAAGUAUGUAGUAAAGUCAAAAAGUUUCACUUUUGUUCAUUUUAGCUUUUUACAGCACACUGCCUUUUAAGUAUUUCUCAUCCACUGCCAUGCAUUUCUGCCAGCACCUGUAACAAUGUUGUUAAAAAUUCCUAUUACCAAGCCUAAUAUAUGUUUCAAAAUGUC